AUGAUACUCACGCGUCUCUUCCCCGCGGCGGGGUUUCUUACACUUUCUCUGCCUUUGAUUCGAGCUCAGACCGAGCCCUUCAUCCCCUUCAACACCUUUAUCCAAGGCGUUCAAAGCGCUACAUACGCACAGUGGAACAGUACGGCUGUAGAAAGCUCUGCAGCCUUUGACACGAUCAAGGCCCAUAUCCUCUCCAUGUACAAUGGUAUUGGAAACAUCAGCAACACCUUCGUUCUCGACGUCGAGUACGCUGACUGCGUCGAUAUAUACAAGCAGCCCACUGUCCGCCUUCUUGGCGUUGACGGUAUCCAGAGUGCUCCAUCCAAUGGCUCACACCCCGAUUUUUCCGAAGGCGAUGGUCAUACUUUUAACUACACCGACUCUCCAUUGAAGCUCGGUCUCACCGAUCGCUUCGGGAAUCGCAUUUCUUGCCCUGACAAGACAAUCCCACUUGGCCGCUUGACCUUACAGAAAUUAACUAGGCUCCCUAAUCUCCAGGCAUUUUUUGCCAAAUCACAGGACGGUUCUGCGUUACCAUCUCUCCCCUCGAAGGGUGUUGGCCGACGCCGCCAAGCAGAACUCACUCGGCGUGCCGGAGAGCCGCAUUUACAUGCUGUUGGUUAUCAGUACAUCACGAAUUUUGGGGGAAAUUCUUGGUUGGAUCUCUGGAAUCCCAUAGGCGAUUUCUCCCUCUCACAGCAAUGGUAUGUGGGAGGGUCAGGCGGCAACACGCAGACCGUCGAAGGGGGCUGGAUUGUCUACGAGCAAAAGUUCAACACCAAGAAUGCGGUCUUGUUCAUCUUCUACACCGCCGAUAACUACGUCUCGCAAAAAUGCUGGAAUCACGACUGCCCUGCCUUUGUCCAAACUAAUAAUAACUGGUUCUUGGGAGGGCCUUGGAAUCAUUAUAGCGUCAGUGGUGGAGCACAGUGGGGAUUCGAGAUGCAGUGGAAGUUGUACAAGGGGAAUUGGUGGCUAUUCCUCAAGGGGCCGGGUAGCUACGAAGCUGUGGGAUAUUACCCGGCCAAAAUUUUCAACGGUGGACAACUUUCUAAGAACGCCGAGAUCGUCGAAUAUGGCGGAGAGGUGACGAGGUUUGAUCCUUCGCACAACUGGCCCCAGAUGGGAAGUGGCGCUCUCCCGUCGGCUGGGUGGACCAGGGCCGCCUUCCAGCGGUCGAUCUUCUAUAUUCCGAAGGACGAAAGUGGUGGUGUUGGUGUUUGGACGGACCUUUCCACGGUGGUUGAGGCUACUUUGGACAUUAGUUGA
Molecule: messenger RNA, 1269 nt
Organism: Laccaria bicolor S238N-H82
Lineage: Eukaryota; Fungi; Basidiomycota; Agaricomycetes; Agaricales; Hydnangiaceae
Exons: 3
Coding region: 1-1269 (422 amino acids)
Source: RefSeq, a predicted model, not a curated record